Molecule: messenger RNA, 684 nt
Organism: Encephalitozoon romaleae SJ-2008
Lineage: Eukaryota; Fungi; Microsporidia; Unikaryonidae
Exons: 1
Coding region: 1-684 (227 amino acids)
Cellular component (GO): endomembrane system; membrane
Source: RefSeq, a predicted model, not a curated record
AUGGAAAAAAGAAAAACAAGGUCAGUUUUAAAAGAGGCAUUAAAGUUGGUAUUCCUAGGCUUUUGUGUAUACGCAACGACAGACUUCUCUCUCCCACCAGAGAUCGUAGAAAUGAGCAAUGCUACUUCUGGAGGAAAGUUCGUGUAUCUUACUAUUAUAACUCUAUAUUUAACCAUAAUCUCAACAGUCCUUGGAUAUAUUAGCAAAACCAGAGUUGGAAAAAGGCUGGAGGAAAUCUACAAGGACAUGCUAGCUGUGACCUUUUCCUUGGAAGGUAUCGUGACAACGUUGUUUUGGUCCCUGUAUUUUAUUAAUCCAACCCUUCUAAAGAAUAAGAGCCUUUAUAAGCGGGGAAUCCGUGAGAGUUUCCUAACAGAGCUUUCAGCCCACCUAUUCCCAAUCAUUCUCCUGUUAAUAUGUCAAGCAGAUGUAAGGCUACAGAAGAGAAAAAGAUGCAUCUACUUUAUAUUUGGAUUUGGUGCUCUAUACUUUCUCGAGAUAUGCUAUUUCUCCUUUGUGAAUAAUGGGAAGUGGGCGUAUCCUAUAUUCAGAAAAAUGGGUUGGGUACAAAGAAUACUCUUUGUCUUGAUAGCAUGUUUCAUAGGCACUUUAUUUUACAUGGGCCUUCUUGCAACUAAUAGCUUAAUCUAUCAGGAGUAUGAGCAACCGAAUGAAAAUGAUUAA